UCUCUUUCUCUCUCACAAACACACACAAACAAACACAAUCGCAUUUUCCUUUAUUUUCUUUCACUUUCCUUCACUUUCUCGGACUAUGAUUCUUGCUUCUAGUCCAAUAUUUCCUCAUCCGCACUUGAUUUUCUUCACUUUUUCUCACUACAAUUUUUGGUUUCUCCUCAUCGGUACUUGAUGUUAUGGUGUAGAAAUCGAAGAAAGGAUGGGGAGGGGGAAGAUCGUCAUAAGGAGGAUCGACAAUUCUACGAGCAGGCAAGUGACGUUUUCCAAGAGGAGGAACGGAUUGCUGAAGAAGGCGAAGGAGCUGGCGAUCCUGUGCGACGCGGAGGUAGGAGUUAUGGUGUUCUCCAGCACCGGCAAGCUCUACGAUUUCUCCAGCUCCAGCAUGAAGACAAUAAUUGAGCGGUACAACAAAUCAAAAGUGGAACACAACCAAUUGGCAAACCCAUGUUCCGAGGUCAAGUUCUGGCAAAGGGAGGCAGCAAUGCUUAGGCAACAACUGCAGAACCUGCAAGAGAAUCAUCGGCAAAUGAUGGGAGAAGAGCUCUCCGGUUUGAAUGUCAAAGAAUUACAAAAUUUGGAGAACCAACUGGAAAUGAGUCUUAAAGGUGUUCGUAUGAAGAAGGACCAAAUUUUGGUUGAUGAAAUUCAAGAACUAAACCGAAAGGGAAACCUUAUUCAUCAAGAAAAUGUGGAACUCUAUAAGAAGGUAAACCUAAUUCGUGAAGAAAAUAUGGAAUUAUAUAAGAAGGUUUAUGGAACAAGGGAUGUAAAUGGAGCAAAUAGAAAUGCUCUGCUCUCAAACAGUUUAAGCCUUGGAGAUGACUCGCAUGCACCUGUCCAUCUCCAGCUUUGCCAGCCACAGCAACAAAACUAUGAACCACCAUCAAGAGGCAGACUACAACUGCAUUAGAGAAGAAGAUGGAUCGUCCAUGGAUGGUUGUAAUUGAUUUCUUAUCAAUCAAAGGCCCCAUGGUUCCAUAGUUUAAUGCUUCUAUUAGUGGGAAGUGGUAUAUGAACCACAGACCAUUCAGCAUAAAGACUUCAAUUCAACAUUAUCAAUGAAAUCAGCAUUAGAAAGUGUGACGUAGUCAACGAAACCAGCUAUGUAUGUAAAGUUGAGACAACAAAGAAUAAAAUGCUGUUAAAAGGCAACGCAUGACAGGUGACUUUCAGCGAUCUGAAUAUCCUUAAUUACUUCUUCUUCUUUUGAUAAGUGAAUAAUUACACUUCAGGUGGACAACUAACAAUAAGUAGUUUGUAUACUUGCCUUGGUAAAGAUUGUCUGAAAAAGAUGAACCUAUUUAUUUUGGUUAAA
Camellia sinensis is the source of this 1324-nucleotide messenger RNA. RefSeq names its product MADS-box transcription factor 23. The record is from RefSeq and is a predicted model, not a curated record. Gene Ontology annotation, cellular component: nucleus. NCBI's taxonomy places the organism in Eukaryota, Viridiplantae, Streptophyta, Magnoliopsida, Ericales, Theaceae. Gene Ontology annotation, biological process: positive regulation of transcription by RNA polymerase II. Gene Ontology annotation, molecular function: RNA polymerase II transcription regulatory region sequence-specific DNA binding; protein dimerization activity; DNA-binding transcription factor activity.